AUGGAUGCCUCUGACUCCCUCGUCACAGUCGAGCCAUUGAUGUCAGCGACACCCAGUCGUCCCGGUCCUGUGCUCGAGUGCGGGGCAGCUGGCAUCCAACCCAUAAAUGCAGGCAAGUACACCUUCAUUCCGAACAAUGCGCUGCCUGAAAUGCGAAACACUUCUAGCUCAUCGCCAUCUUCGGGCCACCAGCGUCCGACAAACGCAUCGACACAGCGGAACGAUCCUGUAGCUCAUCAUCCUGUGCUUCCGGUUACUGACUGUGGUGAUUGUGAUAGUCUCUCGCCAAAGCAACACUUUCUCUCCAUUUACUACCAAAAUGUCAGAGGCCUUCGCACUAAAACUUCACGCUUACAGCUAGGAUUGUCGAGCAGUCAUUAUGAUGUUGUCAUUCUUACUGAAACAUGGCUCCGGUCCGAUAUAUGCGACGCUGAAUUAUCAUCCGAUUAUUCACUUUUUCGUUGUGACCGUAGUGAAGCAACCAGUAGCCUCACAAGAGGUGGCGGAGUGCUUGUCGCAGUGAAAGCCACACUGCACUGUACCGAGGUUUCGAUACCUCAUUGUAGUACGCUUGAGCAAAUGGUAGUUUGUGUGAAACUAUCCAACCGAUAUUUGUACCUCCUCGGCAUUUACUUUCGACCAAACUCUGAGACGGCGUUGUAUUCCAACCACACUUUCGCUGUUCAGUCCUUGGCGGACCGAUCUUCGGCUAACGAUAUCGUUUUAUUGCUCGGCGAUUAUAAUCUUCCGCAUCUGCAAUGGGGUUUUGAUGAGGAUGUCAACGGAUACUUGCCUGUGAAUGCUUCUAGCGAUCCAGAACUCGUGCUAAUUGAAUCCAUCUCAUCCUAUGGCCUCGUACAAAUCAACUCUAUUCCAAACAUCAAUGGCAGACUACUUGAUUUGGUUUUUACAAACGCUCCCGAUAAUUUUGAAGGCCAGCCGCCGAUAUCACCACUUCUACCCGUUGAUCCGCACCACCCACCAUUCGAACUACAAAUAGACAUGCAGAGCUGUGUGCAUAUUUCAGCCACAACUGAUUCCUUUGACCUGGAUUUUAGACGAUGUGAUUUCAACUCUUUAAAUAGCGUAUUUUCAUUGGUCGAAUGGGAGGUACUUCUUCAAGAUCGUACAGUUGAUUCCGCCACCCAUAUGUUUUAUGAUACCCUGUUUGAGAUCAUACAUUCGAAAGUACCCCGACGCCACCGUUCUAUUAAUAGGAACACCAGGAAGCCUUGGUGGACUGCAGAGUUGCGAAGGCUGCGAAACAAACUGCGUAAAGCACGCAAACGAUUCUUCAUCGAUAAAUCAAACGAAAACCGUGAAUCUCUUCGCAUCGUGGAAACAUGCUAUAAGGAUCUUGUAGAGAACAGCUACAGGGCCUACCAGCAGAGACUUCAAUCUGAUAUGAAACGGAACCCUACGGCGUUCUGGAAAUUCGUUAGAGAGCAAAGAGCGAGUAAUCGAGUACCACAAGUUGUCGAAUACGGUAACACAACAGCAAACCUACCUGAUGAAGUUGCUGAUCUUUUUCGACGAUUCUUCCAAAGCGUGUUCAAGACUGAGCUGCCUCAACCAGGAUCUGGAUGUUUUCGCAACCUACCGUCGCAUCAUAUCCACCUACCAUUCUUCAAUUUUACCCACGAGGAAGUUUUAAGAUCCUUGCAAAAACUAGACGCGACGAAAGGAACUGGAGUGGACGACUUAGCACCUAUCCUGUUGAAGAACUGCGCUCCAUCAUUGGCCUUUCCUCUGACAAUACUCUUUAACAAGUCGCUCGAGGAAAGAACAUUCCCUAGCCUAUGGAAAACUGCGAAGAUGAUUCCUAUCUACAAAUCAGGCAGCUUGCGGCGCGUUGAAAAUUACCGUGGAAUAUCCAUCCUUUGUUGCCUAGGGAAGCUACUCGAAUCACUGAUCCACACAGUGCUACUGUCUGCAGCGAAAUCGAUGAUAUCUGAGUUCCAGCAUGGAUUUGUACCCCAUCGUUCCACAACGUCCAAUUUAUUAUGCUACACCAACGUGCUCUUUCGUGAAGUUGAACACAGAAAUUAA
Molecule: messenger RNA, 2049 nt
Organism: Toxorhynchites rutilus septentrionalis
Lineage: Eukaryota; Metazoa; Arthropoda; Insecta; Diptera; Culicidae
Exons: 1
Coding region: 1-2049 (682 amino acids)
Molecular function (GO): catalytic activity
Source: RefSeq, a predicted model, not a curated record